UCCAAAUCCAGUUUAAUGUGAAAAUUCAAAAAUCAAACCGCCUUAAGCACCAAUAUCCUCAUCUUAGAUCCUCUUUUUCAGUUACCGAUAACUGCAUGUCGAUUUCGAUUUCUAAUCUCCCUUCAUUUCGACUCUGAUUUUGUAAUGCCGAUCAUGGAAUUGCCGGAGAAUCAAGGAGCCACCGCCACAGCAACGGCGUCGGGUAUUGAAUCCGAUCUUAUUCGGAGAAGACGUGGUAGUAAUGGUUUUGAGCAGGCUAAUGCAAUCAACGGUGCAGAUGUGAAUACUACUGAUGAUGUAUGUGGCAGCGGUGCUGGAUUUGAAACGAUGAAUGAGCCGACUAAAUCGGUUGGUGAAUCCAAUCCAAGGGAAAAGGAGGACAGGAACGAUGCUGUUGCCAAUGGAGACGAAAGCAAAACAACCGAAGCAACAACUGCCUAUAAAUUUUCUUACAGGGCGUCCGCGCCAGCUCACCGACGAAUCAGGGAGAGUCCUCUUAGUUCCGACGCCAUUUUCAGACAGAGUCACGCAGGCUUGUUCAAUCUCUGUGUGGUGGUGCUCAUUGCUGUUAACAGCAGGUUGAUUAUCGAGAAUUUGAUGAAGUAUGGCCUGUUAAUUAGGGCUGGCUUUUGGUUUAGUUCAAAGUCUUUAAGGGAUUGGCCGCUUCUAAUGUGCUGUCUCAUUCUCCAACUUUUGCCUCUGACUGCUUUCCUUGUGGAGAAGAUGGCACAGAAGAGGCGUUUGACUGAGCGUGUGGUGGUCAUUCUUCACAUAACUAUAACAACAGUUGCCAUUUUGUAUCCAGUUCUGGUCAUUCUCAAGUGUGAUUCUGCUUUUCUGUCUGGUGUCAUAUUGAUGCUCGUUGCUUGUAUUGUGUGGAUGAAGCUGGUUUCUUAUGCACAUACAAAUCACGAUAUGAGAGUACUUGCAAAGUCUAUGGAUAAGGUUGAAACUUCAGAUGCGGAUUACUCUUAUGAUGUUAGCUUCAAGAGUUUAGCUUACUUCAUGGUUGCUCCAACAUUAUGUUAUCAGCUUAGCUAUCCCCGCACUCCAUGCAUUCGCAAAGGUUGGGUGGCCCGACAAUUCAUCAAGCUGGUAAUAUUUACAGGAUUGAUGGGAUUUAUCAUAGAACAGUACAUUAACCCAAUUGUGCAAAAUUCACAACAUCCUUUGAAAGGAAACCUUUUAUAUGCCAUUGAGAGGGUAUUGAAGCUUUCGGUUCCAAAUUUAUAUGUCUGGCUCUGCAUGUUUUAUUGCAUCUUUCAUCUUUGGCUAAAUAUACUUGCCGAACUACUAUGUUUUGGUGAUCGUGAGUUCUACAAGGAUUGGUGGAAUGCCAAAACAAUUGAUGAGUACUGGAGAAUGUGGAAUAUGCCUGUUCAUAAGUGGAUGGUUCGUCACAUUUAUUUCCCAUGCUUAAGGAAUGGAAUUCCAAAGGCGAUCGCAUUACUGAUUGCUUUCCUUGUAUCUGCUGUUUUCCAUGAGCUGUGUAUUGCUGUUCCUUGUCGGCUUUUCAAGUUUUGGGCGUUCAUUGGAAUUAUGUUCCAGGUUCCUUUGGUCAUUCUCACAAACUUCUUACAAAAUCAGUUCCAAAGCUCGAUGGUGGGCAAUAUGAUGUUCUGGUGCUUUUUCUGCAUUCUUGGUCAGCCAAUGUGUGUGCUCCUGUAUUACCACGACGUAAUGAAUAGAAAAGGCAGUGCACGUUAAGCUUGAUGCCGAGGAUCAUGAAUUGUUGUGUGGUCGAGUAUUUAUGUUUUGGAUUCCAAGCUCUAUGCUACUGUUUCUUAGAGUACACUGGUCAUCCACUAGCAACAACAUUGCUGAUGAUGUGUUUCUGGCAAAGGCAUUCCAGUUAUUUCCUUCAUCAAUCCAAAUGAUAUUCAGAUGACACACGAAAUUAUCUGUUCUGGAUGCACAACACAAGGGCACGACAAGGUGAUGCUGAUGACUAACAUUUUUAUGGUUUUUCUCCAUGUCAGAAAAAUGUAACAUACAAUCUUGAGGUACCUGCACUUGUUAAUGUAAUCCCUACUCGCCUCUAGUUUCUCAUUCAUCUCUUCUGCUUGUGCUUGGCUGUGAUGCUAGCAUGAAAUGUAUAUAAUUGGGUGUAACAGAUAAACAAAGCCGAUUGUGCUUAAUAACGCUUAAUUUGUUGUUGUGAAACAAAAUCUUGGAGGAAGCUAAAUCAUACUUGCUAUUGCACAGCUGUGAAAGACAUUUGAAGUAGACAGCAAAGAACAUGAUAGAUUCAUAUUCAAUUUAAUAAUGUCUAUGUCCUAUUUGUAUGUAAUGGUGUAUGAUUUGGACAUGAAGUUAAUGUUUUCAACU
This is a messenger RNA of Solanum verrucosum, 2328 nucleotides long. Its product is annotated as diacylglycerol O-acyltransferase 1A. Gene Ontology annotation, molecular function: diacylglycerol O-acyltransferase activity. Bases 145 to 1707 code for a protein of 520 amino acids. Lineage: Eukaryota; Viridiplantae; Streptophyta; Magnoliopsida; Solanales; Solanaceae. The transcript has 16 exons. Gene Ontology annotation, biological process: triglyceride biosynthetic process. Gene Ontology annotation, cellular component: endoplasmic reticulum membrane; chloroplast envelope. The record is from RefSeq and is a predicted model, not a curated record.